AUGAAAUAUCAAGAUAUGGUUAUAAAGAAGAAUGAUAUUGAAUUUGAGAAGUUAGCGCAAUGGAAAAAGUACUCGGACUACUUAAACAACUCAACUGUGAGAACCGAGAAGGAAAAACAGUGGUCAUCGAACAAGUACCUAAUAGAUAGUUCAAAGGAUUUCUUCAGAAAGAACAGCGAUCAUUCACAGAAAAGUUUGCAAGCUAGAAGAAAAAAGCUGCUUCAGCUGCUGGAAAAUGAUGCAGAAAAUGAAUGCAAUCUAUUAAAAGCAUACAGUGAAUGUUCCAAAUCCAAGUCAGCUAUGUUAAUUCGAUCCACUGCACUAAAGAAAGAACGUGAUUCAGAAAAAGCAAAGAUGGCUGAAACCCUUUUGAUGGAACAUUUCAAGAAAAAUAACUCGGAUGUGAGGGAUAUGUUGCGUGCAGCCGACCAAAAUGAUAUUGUUGAUCACUGGAAUAACCAACUAAAUGAGCGCAAUAAAUUAAAACAAUCCGAAGAUAUUGGUCAGAUCGUCAUGAAAGAAAUGGAAUCAGAUGUUAAAAUGUAUGAAGAUAAACAAAAUGCAGAAAUAGAACUAAAGCGUUUACAAGCUAAAGAAGAACAUUUGGCAUACCUUCAAAAACAAUUACGUGAAUUAAACAAUCGAGAAAAUGAAGCAAAACAAUUGGCUGAAAAAGAGAAAGAUUUAAUGAAAGAAUUAGCUAGAAUUGAUCAAUUAGAACAAGAACGAUAUAGAAUUGAAGAAAAAUGUAAACGUGAACUAUAUGGACGUGCUUUAUUACAUCAACAUCAAACAGCGUUACGUAAACGUUCAUUAUUUAUACAAAAUGAAUUAAAAGAUGAUUUAAAUUGGUUAAAUCAAUUAACUAAACAAGAAACUCUUGAUUAUGGCGCUGAUAUUGAACGUAAACAAAAGGAGAAAGAAAAUCUUUUAGCAAUACAAAAAUUAAUUGAAUAUGAAUUAGAAAAAGAACAAAUAAGAGAAUUAGAAUUGAAUGAAUUAGAAGUCUAUGAAGCAUCAAAAUUAUGGUCUAAACGUGAAGAGGAAUGGAGAAAUGAAACAGCCAAUAGACAAAAACUUUUACAUGAAGUUAUUGAAGAUCGUCGUAAACAAAUCUCAGAUCAACUAACUUCAAUUCAACAUCUUCAACAAGAAGAAUUAAUUUCCACUGAAGAAUUAUUAGAACAAAUUGAAACAAUGAAUAUAAAUAAUAAAUUUGAAGAAAUUAAACGUCAUCAUCAUAAUAUAGAACAAUCAACUGAAUUAACUAAUCAAAUCAUAGAAAAAACUAAAUUGAAUCAAUUAGCUAAAAAUGAAAUAGAUGCAGAUAAAGAAGCACAAAUGAAUACUGAAUUAGCCUAUGAAGAAAUGUUAAGAAAAGAAGCGGAAAAUUUAAAUUUAAAAGAGAAACAAUUAAAAAAUUUAAUGUUUUAUAAAACAAAUCAGGGUUAUUUAAAUAAAAAAAAUUAA
Schistosoma rodhaini is the source of this 1470-nucleotide messenger RNA. NCBI's taxonomy places the organism in Eukaryota, Metazoa, Platyhelminthes, Trematoda, Strigeidida, Schistosomatidae. The record is from the annotation of a GenBank genome assembly.